Messenger RNA from Acanthosepion pharaonis, 5274 nucleotides. Lineage: Eukaryota; Metazoa; Mollusca; Cephalopoda; Sepiida; Sepiidae. The record is from the annotation of a GenBank genome assembly.
AUGUUUACUAACAUCUAUCUCUCUCUCUCUCUCUCUCUCUCUCUCUCUCUCUCUCCCCGGACAUCCGUGUCCAUUUUUCACUUUAUUUUUCACUUUUUCUCUCUUACUUUAAGCAUCCCAAAUCUCUGUCGUUGCGUAUAUGUGUACAUGUUUACUAAUAUCUAUCUCUCUCUCUCUCUCCCAACAGUUUGGAUUUCUUUCUUUUUCAUUAUUUACUUUUCAAUCCACCUGUAUUCUUCCAUUCAACCCACCUGUAUUCUUACUUUCAAUCCACCUAUAUUCUUUCAUUCAAUCCACCUAUAUUCUUCCAUUCAACCCACCUGCAUUCUUCCAUUCAAUCCACCUGUAUUCUUUCAUACAACACACCUGUAUUCUUCCAUUCAAUGCACCUAUAUUCUUCCAUUCAAUCCACCUGUAUUCUUCCAUUCAAUGCACCUAUAUUCUUCCAUUCAAUCCACCUGUAUUCUUCCAUUCAAUGCACCUAUAUUCUUCCAUUCAAUCCACCUGUAUUCUUCCAUUCAACCAACCUGUAUUCUUCCAUUCUAUCCACCUGUAUUCUUCCAUUCAAUCCACCUAUAUUCUUCCAUUCAAUCCACCUAUAUUCUUCCAUUCAAUCCACCUGUAUUCUUCCAUUCAAUCCACCUGUAUUCUUUCAUUCAACACACCUGUAUUCUUCCAUUCAAUCCACCUGUAUUCUUCCAUUCAAUCCACCUAUAUUCUUCCAUUCAAUCCACCUGUAUUCUUCCAUUCUAUCCACCUAUAUUCUUUCAUUCAGCCCACCUAUAUUCUUCCAUUCAAUCCACCUGUAUUCUUCCAUUCAAUCCACCUAUAUUCUUCCAUUCAAUCCACCUGUAUUCUUCCAUUCAAUCCACCUGUAUUCUUCCAUUCUAUCCACCUAUAUUCUUCCAUUCAAUCCACCUGUAUUCUUCCAUUCUUCCAUUCCUUCCAUUCAAUCCACCUGUAUUCUUUUCAAUCCACCUGUAUUCUUCCAUUCUAUCCACCUGUAUUCUUCCAUUCAAUCCACCUGUAUUCUUCCAUUCAAUCCACCUGUAUUCUUCCAUUAUUCUUCCAUUCUAUCCACCUAUAUUCUUUCAUUCAGCCCACCUAUAUUCUUCCAUUCAAUCCACCUGUAUUCUUCCAUUCAAUCCACCUUCUAUUCUUCCAUUCAAUCCACCUGUGUUCUUCCAUUCAAUCCACCUGUAUUCUUCCAUUCUAUCCAUCCACCCCACCUAUAUUCUUCCAUUCAAUCCACCUGUAUUCUUCCAUUCAAUCCAUUCUUCCAUUCAUAUUCUUCCAUUCAAUCCACCUGUAUUCUUCCAUUCAAUCCACCUGUAUUCUUCCAUUCUAUCCAUAUUCUUUCAUUCAUGUAUUCUUCCAUUCAAUCCACCUGUAUUCUUCCAUUCAAUCCACCUGUAUUCUUUCAUUCAACACACCUGUAUUCUUCCAUUCAAUCCACCUGUAUUCUUCCAUUCUAUCCACCUAUAUUCUUUCAUUCAGCCCACCUGUAUUCUUCCAUUCAAUCCACCUGUAUUCUUCCAUUCAAUCCACCUGUAUUCUUCCAUUCAAUCCCUGUAUUCUUUCAUUCAUGUAUUCUUCCAUUCAAUCCACCUGUAUUCUUCCAUUCAAUCCCACCUGUCCAUUCUUUCAUUCCUGUAUUCUUCAAGCCACCUUCUUCCAUUCAAUCCACCUAUUUCUUCCAUUCUAUCCACCUAUAUUCUUUCAUUCAUUUCAAUUCAAUCCACCUGUAUUCUUCCAUUCUAUCCACCUAUAUUCUUUCAUUCAACACACCUGUAUUCUUCCAUUCAACCUGUCCACCUAUUCUUCCAUUCUUAUUCUUUCAUUCAACCCACCUGUAUUCUUCCAUUCAAUCCACCUGUAUUCUUCCAUUCUAUCCACCUAUAUUCUUUCAUUCAACACACCUGUAUUCUUCCAUUCAAGCCACCUAUUCUUCCAUUCUAUCCACCUAUAUUCUUUCAUUCAGCCCACCUGUAUUCUUCCAUUCAAUCCACCUGUAUUCUUCCAUUCAAUCCACCUAUAUUCUUCCAUUCAAUCCACCUGUAUUCUUCCAUUCAAUCCACCUGUAUUCUUCCAUUCAAUCCACCUAUAUUCUUCCAUUCAAUCCACCUGUAUUCUUCCAUUCAAUCCACCUGUAUUCUUCCAUUCUAUCCACCUAUAUUCUUUCAUUCAACACACCUGUAUUCUUCCAUUCAAUCCACCUGUAUUCUUCCAUUCUAUCCACCUAUAUUCUUUCAUUCAAUCCACCUAUAUUCUUCCAUUCAUUCUAUCAAUCCACCUGUAUUCUUCCACUAUCCACCUAUAUUCUUCUUUCAUUCAUUCCCACCUAUAUUCUUCCAUUCAAUCCACCUGUAUUCUUCCAUUCAAUCCACCUAUUCUUCCAUUCAAUCCACCUGUAUUCUUCCAUUCAUUCCAAUAUUCUUCCAUUCAAUCCACCUGUAUUCUUCCAUUCAAUCCACCUGUUCUAUCCACCUAUAUUCUUUCAUUCAACACCCUGUAUUCUUCCAUUCAAUCCACCUGUAUUCUUCCAUUCAAUCCACCUGUAUUCUUCCAUUCAAUUCUUCCAUUCAAUCCACCUGUAUUCUUCCAUUCAAUCCUAUCCAUUCUUUCAUCCACCUAUUCUUCCAUUCUUUCCAUUCAUUCUAUCCACCUGUAUUCUUCCAUUCAAUCCACCUAUAUUCUUCCAUUCAAUCCAUAUUCUUCCAUUCUAUAUUCUUCCAUUCAAUCCACCUGUAUUCUUCCAUUCAAUCCACCUGUAUUCCAUUCAAUCCACCUGUCUUUCCAUUCUAUCACCUAUAUUCUUUCAUUCAAUCCACCUGUAUUCUUUAUUCAUUCAAUCCACCUGUAUUCUUCCAUUCCAUUCAAUCCACCUGUAUUCUUCCAUUCAAUCCACCUGUAUUCUUCCAUUCAUCCACCUAUAUUCUUUCAUUCAACACACCUGUAUUCUUCCAUUCAUUCCUGUAUUCUUCCAUUCUAUCCACCUAUAUUCUUUCAUUCAGCCCACCUAUAUUCUUCCAUUCAAUCCACCUAUAUUCUUCCAUUCAAUCUAUAUUCACCCAUAUUCUUCCAUUCAAUCACCUAUAUUCUUCCAUUCAAUCCACCUUUCUUCCAUUCAAUCCACCUGUAUUCUUCCAUUCUAUCCACCUAUAUUCUUUCAUUCAACACACCUGUAUUCUUCCAUUCCAAUUCUUCCAUUCCCACCUGUAUUCUUCCAUUCUAUCCACCUAUAUUCUUUCAUUCUUAUUCUUCCAUUCAAUCCACCUAUAUUCUUCCAUUCAAUCCACCUGUAUUCUUCCCACCUGUAUUCUUCCAUUCAAUCUUCCAUUCCUGUAUUCUUCCAUUCAAUCCACCUGUAUUCUUCAUUCCCAUAUUCUUCCAUUCAAUCCCACCUAUAUUUCUUCCAUUCAAUCCACCUGUAUUCUUCCAUUCAAUCCACCUGUAUUCUUCCAUUCUAUCCAUUCUUUCAUUCAACACACCUGUAUUCUUCCAUUCAAUCCACCUCCAUUCCCACCUGUAUUCUUCCAUUCCUAUCCACCUAUAAUUCAACACACCUGUAUUCUUCCAUUCAAUCCACCUCUUCCAUUCAAUCCACCUGUAUUCUUCCAUUCAAUCCCACCUGUAUUCUUCAUUCUAUCCACCUAUAUUCUUUCAUUCAAUCCACCUGUAUUCUUCCAUUCAAUCCACCUAUAUUCUUCCAUUCAAAUCCACCUAUUCUUCCAUUCAAUUCUUCCAUUCAAUCCACCUAUAUUCUUCCAUUCAAUCCACCUGUAUUCUUCCAUUCAAUCCACCUGUAUUCUUCCAUUCAAUCCACCUGUAUUCUUCCAUUCAAUCCACCUAUAUUCUUCCAUUCAAUCCACCUGUAUUCUUCCAUUCAAUCCACCUGUAUUCUUCCAUUCAAUCCACCUAUAUUCUUCCAUUCAAUCCAUUCUUCCAUUCAAUCCACCUGUAUUCUUCCAUUCAAUCCACCUAUAUUCUUCCAUUCAAUCCACCUGUAUUCUUCUUCCAUUCUUCCAUCCCACCUAUAUUCUUUCAUUCAACACACCUGUAUUCUUCCAUUCAAUCCACCUGUAUUCUUCCAUUCAAUCCACCUAUUUCUUCCACUAUAUUCUUUCAUUCAACCCACCUAUAUUCUUCCAUUCAAUCCACCUAUAUUCUUCCAUUCAAUCCACCUCUUCAUUCAAUCCACCUGUAUUCUUCCAUUCAAUCCACCUAUAUUCUUCCAUUCAAUCCACCUAUUCUUCCAUUCAAUCCAUUCUUCCAUUCAAUCCACCUGUAUUCUUUCAUUCAACACACCUGUAUUCUUCCAUUCAAUCCACCUGUAUUCUUCCACCUAUAUUCAUUCAAUCCACCUGUAUUCUUCCAUUCAAUCCACCUAUUCUUCCAUCUUCCAUCUUUCAAUCCACUUUCUUCAAUCCACCUGUAUUCUUCCAUUCAAUCCACCUGUAUUCUUCCAUUCUAUCCACCUAUAUUCUUUCAUUCAACACACCUUCAUUCUUCCAUUCAAAUCCCACCUGUAUUCCACCUGUAUUCUUCCAUUCUAUCCACCUAUAUUCUUUCAUUCCAACACACCUAUAUAUUCUUCCAUUCAAGCCACCACUUCCAUUUUCUAUCCACCUCUUCCAUUCAAUCCAAUCCCUGUAUUCUUCCAUUCUAUCCACCUGUAUUCUUUCAUUCAAUCCCAUUCAAUCCACCUGUAUUCUUCCAUUCAAUCCCACCUAUAUUCUUCCAUUCAAUCCAAUCCACCUGUAUUCUUCCAUUCAAUCUUCAUUCUGUCACCUAUAUUCUUUCAUUCAACACACCUGUAUUCUUCCAUUCAAUCCACCUGUCUUCCAUUCUAUCCACCUAUAUUCUUUCAUUCAAUCACCCUUCCAUUCAAUUCUUCCAUUCUAUCCACCUGUAUCCACCCUGUAUUCUUCCAUUCAAUCCACCUGUAUUCUUCCAUUCAAUCCACCUAUAUUCUUCCAUUCAAUCCACCUGUAUUCUUCCAUUCAAUCCACCUAUAUUCUUCCAUUCAAUCCACCUGUAUUCUUCCAUUCAAUCCACCUAUAUUCUUCCAUUCAAUCCACCUGUAUUCUUCCAUUCAAUCCACCUAUAUUCUUCCAUUCAAUCCACCUAUAUUCUUCCAUUCAAUCCACCAAUAUUCUUUCAUUCAAUCCACCUGCAUUCUUUCCAUCUGGCCACAACGUAAGCAGGCGCCCUACUGAUACAUCUUCAUUUUUCCUACUCGCCAAAUCUCACAACUUACUUUCACACCAUUAA